Fusarium musae is the source of this 1971-nucleotide messenger RNA. RefSeq lists its product as uncharacterized. Gene Ontology annotation, cellular component: cytoplasm; protein phosphatase type 2A complex. The transcript has 6 exons. Gene Ontology annotation, biological process: protein dephosphorylation. NCBI's taxonomy places the organism in Eukaryota, Fungi, Ascomycota, Sordariomycetes, Hypocreales, Nectriaceae. The record is from RefSeq and is a predicted model, not a curated record. Gene Ontology annotation, molecular function: protein phosphatase regulator activity. The coding region runs from base 1 to 1971 and encodes 656 amino acids.
AUGGCUGACGCGCCCAACUCUGGCGAUGAGCUGUACCCUAUCGCCGUCCUUAUUGACGAGCUGAAGCACGAUGAUGUUUUGCUCCGCCUCAACGCAAUCCACCGUCUCUCGACCAUUGCUCUCGCUCUCGGCGCUGAACGAACCCGUGAAGAGCUUAUCCCCUUCCUCGAUGAAUCUGUGGAAGAUGAAGACGAGGUCCUUGUUGCCCUGAGCGAGGAGCUUGGCGGCUUUGUCGAGUAUGUCGGCGGUUCCCAGUGGGGUCACGUUCUGCUGUCUCCCCUCGAGAACCUCGCUUCUAUUGAGGAACCCGUCGUUCGCGACAAGGCCGUCGAGUCCCUGAACAAGAUUUGCACCGAGCUUUCUUCUCAACAAGUCGAGGAAUAUUUUAUUCCCCUCACAAUUCGCCUCGCCAAGGCCGAUUGGUUCACAUCAAAGGUUUCGGGAUGCGGCCUCUUCACAAGUCCUUACAACAAAGUCUCACCGCCCGUCCAAGAGCAGCUGCGCCAGCAGUUUGGCCUGCUUGUUCACGAUGAGACACCCAUGGUCCGUCGCCAGGCUGCAACCAAUCUAGCCAAGUUUGUCAAGGAGAUGCCCGCCACCAUCGUUGUCGACGAAAUGAUACCCCUCUUCCAACAUCUCGCGCAAGAUGAUCAGGAUAGCGUCCGAUUACUCACAGUCGAGGUUCUCAUCUCUAUUGCCGAAGCCGUUCCCAAGGAGCAGCAGGCCAGCCAUGGUGUGUUGCUGACAGCUCUACGCAAUUUGAUAGAGGACAAGAGUUGGAGAGUCCGAUACAUGAUCGCGGAUCGGUUUGAGAAGAUUGCUAAGGCGGUAGACGAGGAGGUUGUUUCUAGAGACCUCGUUCCCGCAUUCGUAAAACUUCUCAAGGACAACGAGGCCGAGGUACGAACCGCUAUUGCUGGCCAGAUUCCCGGCUUCUGUGCUCUUGUGGAUCGUAACGUGCUCCUCAACGACAUCAUGGGCAGCAUUGAGGAUCUUGUCUCGGAUACAUCCCAACAUGUCCGUGCUGCGCUUGGUACCCAGAUCAGUGGCCUGGCUCCUAUCCUUGGAAAGCAAGAGUACGUCAGUCUUUGCGAACAGGGCCUCGAUUCUAAUUUCCCUCUUAGAACUAUCGAUCACCUUCUCCCCAUGUUCCUUCAGAUGCUUAAAGACGAGUUCCCGGAGGUUAGGCUCCACAUCAUCUCCAAGCUUGAGCUCGUGAACAAAGUCAUUGGCAUCGACCUCCUCUCACAGUCACUUCUUCCCGCAAUUGUACAACUCGCUGAGGAUAAGCAAUGGCGAGUAAGACUUGCGAUUAUCGAGUACAUCCCUCUCCUCGCCAGUCAACUGGGCGUUCAAUUCUUCGAUGAGAAGCUCAGCAAUUUGUGCAUGGGCUGGCUGGGAGAUACCGUUUUCUCUAUUCGUGAAGCCGCUACUCACAACCUGAAGAAGCUCACUGAGGUCUUUGGUGUUGAGUGGGCCAGCGAAGCUAUUAUCCCCAAGGUUAUGGCUAUGGGUAACCACCCUAACUACCUUUACAGGAUGACCACUUGCUUUGCUAUCUCGGUGAUUAUCGCCCUUGCCCGAAACUGUGAGCCCAGACUAACUCCUUUGCAGACAUUGGCGAGCGUUGUGAGCAUGGAUGUGAUUGCUAAGUCGAUCCUCCCUAUGCUCGACAAGCUGGCCACUGACGAGAUCCCCAACAUCCGUUUCAACGUGGCCAAGACAUACCGCGUUCUCAUCAAUGUACUUCGACGUCUGCCAGACGAGGGUACCCUGUAUGAUCUGGAGAAGCAGGGCAGUGAGAUCACACCGUCGCCUCGGGGCUCGGAGCUGAUCCAACAACGAGUUGUUCCUAACCUGGAGAAGUUGCAAAAGGACGACGACGUGGAUGUGCGAUAUUUUGCGACGACAGCAGCUGCCGAGAUCUCGGGACCCAUUGCUGGCGGGGAGCCUAUGAAUACAUCACCAUAG